Molecule: messenger RNA, 2842 nt
Organism: Stegastes partitus (bicolor damselfish)
Lineage: Eukaryota; Metazoa; Chordata; Actinopteri; Pomacentridae
Product: phospholipid scramblase 1
Exons: 7
Coding region: 77-763 (228 amino acids)
Biological process (GO): plasma membrane phospholipid scrambling
Cellular component (GO): plasma membrane
Molecular function (GO): phospholipid scramblase activity
Source: RefSeq, a predicted model, not a curated record
GUUUGUUUCCGGAGUGAGUGGCCUGUUAUUAUUUUAAGUAGCGGGUAAAAUAUCGGUUUCUCUCAAUUCUGACAAAAUGGAUAUGUAUGCUGUGCCCAACCCGGGAAUACCAGGCUGUCCACCAGGAUUAGAGUACAUGACUCAGGUGGAUCAGCUACUCAUCAAACAGAAAGUUGAGCUCGUUGAAGCCCUCGUUGGGUUUGAAAGCAACAACAAGUAUGAAGUCCGCAACUCCGUGGGCCAGAAUGUGUUCUACGCCGUCGAGGAGAACGACUGUCUGAGUCGACAGUGUUGCGGCCCGCUGCGUCCCUUCACCAUCCACGUCCUCGACAAUUUCGGACAAGAGGUCAUCACCGUCACCAGGCCGCUGAAGUGCAUGUCUUGCUUCUUCCCCUGUUGUUUACAAGAGCUGGAGGUGCAGUCUCCCCCCGGCAACACAGUGGGAUACGUGAUCCAACAGUGGCAUCCGUUCUCCCCCAAAUUUAUUGUCGCAAACGAACACAACGAGCCUGUGUUGAAGAUCCACGGGCCCUUCUGUGGAUGGAGCUGCCUUCCAGAGGUUGACUUUGAGAUUGUGACGAUGGAUGAAGUCAGUAAGAUCGGGAAAAUCAGUAAGCAGUGGACGGGACUUCUUCGGGAAGCGUUCACAGACACAGACAACUUUGGUAUCCAGUUUCCCAUGGACCUGGAUGUGAGAAUGAAGGCUGUGAUGAUCGGCGCAUGUUUUCUCAUUGAUUUCAUGUUCUUCGAGAGUACUAACUAGGAGCCGGACAGGAUUUCGAUGUAACAUUCCUGGAGGAACAAGGCCACUAAGCAGCCAUGAGUCAGUCUAAAAUGCCCUAACAGAGAACAACCUUCAAACGGAUAGUUUCGAGAAAGUACCACAAGGUACCUACAUGUUAUAAUUUUGCAUGAACAAUGAAGUAGAAGGUUUGUUUUAGUCUUAGCUGCUCAGGUUGGUUGUAAAAUCAUGUCACUGAGCUGUGAGUGCACGAUGAUUUUUCCUUUUUUUUAGACAGUAUUCAUGAAGAAAAUGAUUUAUUUUCUGACGUGUGUGUUUACAUUUACGGUUACUGAUCACAUCUGGGCGCAAAACCUUUAGUUACUACUAACAAAAAACUCAAAUAGAAAGAGAACAUCCUUGUACACGUAAAGGGAAUACAGCUGUUACACAGUUCUAACUAGUACGAUCGGUGUUAUUAGUGUGUGUUAGUCAAGAUGUUAAGUCAAAUAAUCCACUCUGCUUGCAGCUAUAUCGAGAGAGCUGAAGGACUCGUGUGACGUAGUAAUGUGUGAUUCAGAUAUCCAACGCCCUUAUUUAUUGAUUUCUAUUUUGUUUUUCACUUUGUCAACUUAGAGCAACGUGUGUGUGUGUGUGUGUAUGUGUGUGCGCUGCUUUGUGCGCGUGUUUGUGUGUCUGUGUGCUACGACUGUACUCGUGUGUGUGUUUUAACUGGAACGUAAAUGGUCAUAAUGUAGAAUACAAAGUAUAUUUAUAUUUUCAAUUACCACAAUAAUUAUGCAUCGCUGACCCUGCGGAGGUUGUUUUUAUGUCGAGGACGGCGUUAUAGCUCAACGUGCUGUCCCAGGUUUGUCCACACGAGGGCGCUAGAUACUCACCUACGAGUGACCCACCGCGUAGUCCAAAUGAACAAUCUCAACACCUGCUUAUGCCAUAGAGUUUUAUUUCAAACAGUAGUGUCUGAUGUAUAUUUUUGGACAAACUCAGGUUGAAAUGCAUGCUACUGUAUCAUACUGUUGGCUACUGCUGGCUCUGGGAAUUACACACCUGCACCUGAUACUAUGAGUAUACAGAAAGAUUUGGUUUUUUUUCUUUCGGGAGAACAUUUUGUACAUUAAAUCACCUUAAUAUCCAUACUUUGCAUAUACUGGUGUAUAUAUAUCCUGGUGUAUCAACUUGACAUGUGAUAUUUCCCACUGUUAUAUUACACGUGGAAGUCCAACGUGUGCAAAAAUUAAAUAUCUCAAGUUUCCAGGAUAAGAUAGAUUCCAUUGAAUAUCUAUAAAUAAUGCUGCGUCAUGCCUCAAUGUGAAAGUCUACUAUUUAAUCAACAUUGUAGCAAAGGUGUUAACUUUAAGGCCAGUAAGGAAUCUCGUAGAGUUCUGAUAAAAUGUGGUUUUCCCCUCUAAUGAAGGACUCUGCAAACCUGGAAAAAAAAAAUGUCCAUCUUAAGCCAUUUUUCACACAGUAAGUCUCAAAAGCUUCACAGCUCUUAUUUUUGUAAAACGCACUAUACACUGCCAGUAGGAAGAGCUAAUGUUGCCAGUGUAGACUUCAAUUUUCUUGCGUCAACAGUAUUUUAUUCUGCCUUCAGUGUAUUGACACUCGUUUGUAGAAUUACCAUAAGUGGAUUUAACUCAGUCUUUAUGAGCGGCAUUUUUUUUGUUUUUUUGUUUUUUUGACCCUUGAUGUUAAGACUAGCAACACGAUUAAAUACUUAAGAUGGAUGUUUUUUUGAAGUCUGUUUUGUUUUUAUGGCAUUCAGCUUGUUAAGAAACUACUGAAUCACAUUUUUGCCAAUAGGAUUAGUCUGAUCAUUGGGUAUGGUUUCUUAGAAUGCACUAAUAGUAUAAGAUGCUGGUGCUACAUCCUCUGAAGGCUCUUUGGGUGUGUUUUAAAAGCCAAAAAUGAUCGUCAGAAUGUGACACAAAGGGAAUUUUUUUGCUAUUCUUCGUCAGUUAUAUAACAAAACAGUUCUUAUUCUUCUACUUUUGCACUAAUACUGUGAACUAAUAACCCGUUUAGUCAUGCAAUGAAUGGAAACUGAGCUAAGCUUCAAUUGUGCAAAUAGUCCCUGAAAAUGUUCAAUAAAAAAAAAAA